Molecule: messenger RNA, 4899 nt
Organism: Physella acuta
Lineage: Eukaryota; Metazoa; Mollusca; Gastropoda; Physidae
Product: laminin subunit alpha-like
Biological process (GO): animal organ morphogenesis; tissue development; axon guidance
Cellular component (GO): basement membrane
Molecular function (GO): extracellular matrix structural constituent
Source: RefSeq, a predicted model, not a curated record
AUGGUUCUCGAUGAGCAGCAGAAAGCGAGUAAUCUCCCCUGUGUGAGUAAUCUCCCUGAAUGCUGCCCCUACAAAAACGCUGAUGCCCAACAUGUUCAUAACACUUCUGCCCUGACCAUUGGUGCCCUGACCAUUGGUGCCCUAACCAUUGGUGCCCUGACCAUUGGUGCCCUGACCAUUGGUGCCCUGACCAUUGGUGCCCUGACCAUUGGUGCCCUGACCAUUGGUGCCCUGACCAUUGGUGCCCUGACCAUUGUUGCCCUGUGUUUACUUAUGCCCCGUGAAUUCCAUGUGGCCUACGUGUACAUCAGGAUGGGAAACUCCCCCCGUCCUGGGGUCUGGAUUCUAGAACGGUCCAAAGAUUUUGGAAAGACCUGGUUGCCAUGGCAGUAUUUUGCAGAGAACCCAAGUGACUGUUCCAACUUAUUUAACACAAGAGCAGAUGAGAGGUUGACCUCAGACACACAGAUCAUUUGCUCCACUGAGUUCUCCAAGAUCGUUCCCUUCAACAAUGGAGAGAUUGUUGUUUCCCUUGUCAAUGGACGACCAAAUGCCCACAAUUUUACCUACGCUGAUGAGCUGCAAGAGUGGACGAGAGCUACAGAUAUCCGAUUGGCGCUGCUCCGCACCAAGACCUUGCUUGGACAUUUGAUGGCUAUAGCCAGACAAGACCCAACAGUCACCAGAAGGUAUUACUACAGUAUCAAGGACAUCAACAUCGGAGGUCGCUGUGUGUGUAAUGGCCACGCCGAGUCAUGUGACGUGCGUGACCCAACCACAUCAAAGCUGGUGUGUAGCUGUAUCCACAACACCUGCGGGGAACGCUGUGAGAGGUGCUGUGCUGGCUACCCACAGAAAAAAUGGAGGAGUGCUCUUGUGGAUCAGCCUUUCUUGUGUGAACCUUGUGAGUGUUAUGGCCAUGCUGACGACUGCGUCUAUGAUGAGGAGGUUGCUAGGAACAGAUCUAGCAUUGAUAUCCAUGGAAACUACGAUGGGGGUGGUGUCUGUCAGAACUGUAAACACAACACAAUGGGAAUCAACUGUGAGCAGUGUGUUUUUGGCUACUACAGGCCCUAUCAUGUGGCUAAAAAUGCAACAGAUGCUUGCAGACCUUGUGAGUGUGACCCAAAGAUUUCUACUGGAGAGUGUGAAGAAGGAAGUGGACGAUGCCUCUGUAGGCCAGAAUAUGCUGGACUGGCUUGUGACAGGUGCAACUUUGGUUACUAUGGUUACCCAGAUUGUAUCCCAUGUGAGUGUGACAUCAAUGGCACAGAAGACUCCAUCUGCACAUCUGGCACUGGCCACUGCCCCUGCAAGUACAACUACGAUGGCGUUAAGUGCAAUCAGUGCGCUCAGGGAUAUUACAACUUCCCUGAAUGCAAGCCUUGUGAAUGCAAUAGAGUUGGAUCCCAGUUAACUGUUUGUGACCUGGAAAGUGGACAGUGUAGGUGUGACGAGCGCUAUGGUGGGCGUGACUGUGGAGAGUGUGCUAAUGGCUUCUACAACUUCCCACAAUGCUUGAAUUGUGGCUGUGACAGCAGGGGAACCAAGGCAGACAUCUGUGACAAGGAGUCAGGAGUCUGUCUGUGUAAUGACAGGUACGCUGGGAGUCAGUGCAACAGGUGUGCACCUGGGUUCUACAACUUCCCAAUCUGUCAAGAAUGCCAAUGUGCCAGCCCAGGAUCUAAGACUUCCAUCUGUGCUGAAAAUGGACAGUGUCUGUGUCACAACAACUUUGGUGGUCUCACCUGUAACCAUUGCGCACCUGGGUUCUACAAGUAUCCAGAAUGUAGUCUCUGCAACUGCGAUGUUUAUGGCUCCAUCGGCGCGUCAUGUGACCAGGUGACAGGACAGUGUCGGUGUCGCGACAACUUUGUUGGUGUCACCUGCAACAAGUGUGGUCCCAACCUGUACAACUAUCCCAACUGUGAAGAAUGCAACUGUCACCCUGAUGGGGCCAAAGCUGUCCCUGGCUACCCAGCUGGGGGCUGCGGAUCUGUCACGGUUGGCCGACUCUGUGAGUGCAAGGACCUGGUGAUUGGCAGAAACUGUGACACCUGCAAGACGGGAUACUGGAACCUGAACAGGAAUAACCCUGGGGGUUGUGAAGAAUGCAACUGUCACAGUCCAGGAACCUUGGCUGGGGUCAACCGGUGCGACAUGCUAACAGGCCAGUGUGAAUGUAAACCCAGGGUCGGAGGGAGAGACUGCAACCGAUGUCUGGAUGGGUACUAUAACCUGCAGGAGAACAAUCCCUUUGGAUGUGUGGAUUGCAACUGUGACCGUGGAGGCUCAGUGCGUAUGGCUUGUGACAAAACCACUGGUCAGUGUCAGUGUAAGCAGAGGGUCACUGGACAAAAGUGUGACAAGGCCAUCACUGGCAACUUUGUACCUACCUUACAUCAGUACAAGUUUGAAGUUGAAGACGGAGUAACUCCAGAAGGUGCUAGAAUCAAAUAUGGCUACGAUGAAAAUAUUUUCCCUAACUUUUCCUGGAGAGGUUAUGGAAUCCUCACCAAAGUACAGCCUGAAGUGAAGCUUGAUGUCAACAUCCGAUCACCCAGUCUCUACCAGAUCAUCUACAGGUUCACUAAUCGGGAGGAUAAACUUAUUAAAGGGAAAGUAACUCUCACUUCUGAUUCACCAACAGAAAUCACCCAGACUGGGGAACUGAGUUUUGUGCAGUCAAAGGAUCCGAGGUUCACCACCGUGUCCAGUGGCAACACCCAGUCCUCUUUUGUCCUGAACCCUGGUAUAUGGAUUGUCUCCACUACAGUCCCUGACCAAGUCCAGCUGGACUACUUUGUCCUGAUUCCCCAAGGAUAUUACGAGGCCAGCCAAGUUCAACAGGCUGUGAAAAAUCCUUGCAAUGUGACUGGAGAUCCUGGGCCAUGUGUCCACUUUAGUUACCCUGACCUUUUUGGCAACCCAACUGGUCUGGGAAAAAAUGGCUAUGUGGAGCUGGAUGGCAUGAGAGGCGACGCCCAGCAGAAUCCUAACGAGCUUUUGAGCAACAACCUUGGCUCACCUGGACUAGUGCACAUCACUGAACAGCAGAGAGGUUUCUGGAUUGACCUGGAUGUGCCUACCCCUGAUGAGUAUUUGAUCAUUGUCUCCUACCACAACCCAAAGAAUGUUUCUAAAGACUUGGAUGUUCAAGUGCGCACUACAGCAGGCAGCAGGGAUGGGAAGAUCACUCUCGCCAGUUGUCCUUUUGGAUCCCUAUGUCGACAAGUUAUCAAGGAUCAGAAUGGAUUUGAGGCUAUUUUUAAUAUAACCACAGGGGUGGCUUCUAUUUAUAUCAGUGCACCAGAUGCAGGGCAAGAUACAGAUGUUUCUAUUGAUUCUGUAUAUGGUGUAAAACGCUCUGUCUGGAAUCAUGAUUACAUAAUGCCAAGGAUUAUCUGCAUCAAAGUCAACGGCGUGUGUAUAACUUCAACUUACGGUCACCCAGUUGGAUCUGUUAGAAUAGAAUUUGAGCAGUCACCCAACGAAGCUCUCAUCUCCACUGUGCCACCUCCAGAUAUUCAUGACAAAAAUGCCGGCCUUGUCAACUUAGAUGACACAAUUAAAUUUGUGGAUCAAACUCUUUGUCCAAUCCAUGAAAAUGACAAGGCAGAUCAGUGUAAGACAGAAAAAUUGAGAACAGUGAUUCCUAUAACACUGUUUGGCAAAGUUACAAAACCUGGCCAAUAUGUCUUUGUUGUCCAUUACUACAUGCCCAGUCUGGCUGGCCUCAACAUACCAAUUACCAUGUAUGUGGAUGGAAAAGAAUUUACAGGUACAUUCAGCCCCAUCUACUGCCCCAAUAUUGUGGGCUGUCGUGAAACUAUCAAGUUUGACGCCACUGGGGGCAACGCCCUACGCAUGACAGCAACUGAUGUCAAAGUCGUCUUCAACAGCACUACUGGCGGGAAAAUUUGGCUGGAUUACCUACUAAUAGUUCCACAAGACCAAUAUAAAUAUGAUGUACUGGAUGUGCAACCAAUUGAUAAAUCUGGAGAGUUUUUAAAUUUAUGUGUGGAUGAAGGGUUUCAACUCAGGUCUGAUGAAGAGUUCUGUAAGGACGGAGCUUUUACACUGACCACCAACUUCAACAACGGAGCAUUGGACUGCAACUGUAACCCAGAUGGUUCCAGAAGUUUCACCUGCGACUCAUUUGGUGGCAACUGCCAGUGUCGUGAGAACAUUAUUGGCCGCACCUGUUCAGCUUGCAGACCUGGUUUCUACGGCUUCCCCAACUGCAAAGCUUGUAACUGUCCCUAUGGCCUGUGCCAUGAAGUUACUGGUGAAUGUAUUUGUCCCCAACUGGUUGAGGGCAGCAAGUGUGAUGUCUGUAAACCUCAAGCCUACGGAUAUGAUGCAUUAAUUGGAUGUCAGCUGUGCAGGUGUAACAGUGCUGGGGUAGAGAACGGAAACCUCAACUGUGACCAGAUAUCUGGACAGUGCAAUUGCAAGCCCAACAUCGGAGGUAGAAAAUGUGAUAUUUGCUUGCCAGGGUACCACACUUUCCCAUACUGCCAGGAUUGUGGCUGUGACAGGAAGGGCACUAAGUCUGGAAUUUGUGACACAUCAACUGGACAGUGCAUUUGCAAGGAAAAUGUGGAGGGAUCUCUGUGUGAAAGCUGCUCUGACGGCUACUUCAGUCUGACAGCUGAGAACCCUAAAGGUUGCAUCAGGUGCUUCUGUUUUGGCCACACUACCAGGUGUGACAGUGCUGGACUUAGCUGGGACCAGGUGAAUGAAAUGUCAGGCUGGCAAGUGACCAAUGCUGGAAACAGUCAAGUCAACACUGUCUUUAACACCGCCCAGCUCGUAUUUGAAGCUGAUGAUCCAGAGGAGAAGAACAAUGUGUACUGGGUAGCCCCAGCUGCUUUUCUUGGAAGACAGGUACCAUAA